This is a messenger RNA of Aspergillus aculeatus ATCC 16872, 1785 nucleotides long. RefSeq lists its product as uncharacterized. Bases 1 to 1785 code for a protein of 594 amino acids. The record is from RefSeq and is a predicted model, not a curated record. NCBI's taxonomy places the organism in Eukaryota, Fungi, Ascomycota, Eurotiomycetes, Eurotiales, Aspergillaceae. The transcript has 4 exons.
AUGUACUGGGGCGGAUACGUUCUCGCCUGCCUGCAAUUCUUUUGCAUCGUUCAUGCGGUUACUACAGGCUAUUCAUCUGUGAGACCCAAUCAUCAUGGCCCCGACCAAGAUACCGCAAUUGCGGUGAAACAAGCCCUGCGCGCAGUGGGAGGCACGACCUACAAAACCAACGAGACAAACUUAACAAAGAGCUUGGUCGACGCCACUCUUUUCUCGAUCGAAGCGAGUGACUCUACCAUAUCGAAGCAAGGAUCCCUGGAUGUCGAAGUAGGCCUCGCCGUCAUCUGCAAGUCCUGCUAUAUCAACGGCUCGGUCAGCGGCUUCCUUACCGUAGAAGAAAGCUUGAACGUCACCAACCUCGUGGAAAGCAUCGCAGACGAGCUCGCAAACGUGACAGAUGCAGCAAUCAACCAGCUAAAGACGUUUGCGCGCGACGCAGCGGAGGAUUUUGUCGAAGGCGUGACUCACUUCGAACUGGUCGACAUGCCCGCCUGGCCAACGCUGGAUCUCGACUUCACUCUGAAUACAACCCAGGACUUUCCUGGCGUUCAUGCUGAGUUUGAAUUCGACAAUCUGGAGCUGUACCUGGAGCUGGAUGUACAGUUGUCGGCCGGUGGAACGUACACUUUGAAUCUGUUCACCUCGGAGACCAUCGUCGGUUUCUCAAUCCCGGGCCUCGACGCGGGCGCACUGUUCAAAGUCUCGCUGGUGUUGGUCGCCGAGGCGGAGGUCGACAUUAGUAGUGGGAUCCAUAUCAAAUUGGAUGAUGGGCUGGUGCUUGCGCUUGAUCUGUUCAACAAGGGGAUGUCGGACAUUACAGUUCCCGGAGGGAAAGUUGAAUUCCUGCCGAUCGCCAUCCAGGGCUACGGAAGCCUCCAGGCCCUCUUACAGCUGGAGGCCAGCGUGGGAUUUGACAUCGCGCCCGCGGAGUCGCUCUCCGUGCUUGAAGCCGUCGAUUUCAGUGCAGGGAUUGGCGUAGAGGUCUUCGCUUACGUGGCCGACUUCCAGUUGGAGGUCAAUGGCACGUCCAGCAAAGACGCCGACUGCGCGUUCCAAGCGGUGGCCGAGUAUACCCUCGCGGUGGGUGCGGCGGCCGGCGCCACCGUCGCGGUGGAUACGUAUCAAUGGGGGCCCUCGCCCAACACCACCGUGCCGGUCUUCUACACCACCCUCGCCAGUCUCUGCGCGGGCAGCAAGACCACGAUUGCCUCAUCGACGAUCACUCCGUCGGCGACGCUCGCGCAGCGCGACGUGAGCCUCGAGACCACGACGCUUUCCACGGUGACACGGUACACUCUCGUGCAGUGCGCGUCCAGCGGUCUCGUCAACUGCCCCGUCGCGCUCCAGAACACCACGUCGAUCGAGACCGAGCUGACCACGGUUCUGACCGUGGCGUCCGGGGCAGCAGCCACCUUCCCAGCGAACACGUUUGCCUCGUUGUCGAGUGCCAGCCCCUUUGGAUCGGGGGCACGCACGCUGCUCGCGACCUCCGGAAGCCCGGUGUCUUAUAUCCCUCCACCGACUCAGACCACAUCGGCCAGCAGUUCUGCGACUGGUAGCAAUAGUACGGCCACCCACGAGCACCACGGCAAUAACAACAAAUUGAUCAUCGGCUUGAGUGUGGGACUGGGGGUGCCGGCAGUAGCGGCGUUGAGUGUUGCCCUAUGGUGGUUCCUGCGCAAUCGCGUGCGAUACGCGAUCGUGCCGCAACCUGAGAUGACGCGAGAUUCCCCGGGGUUAAACAAGGGACCAAGCGAGCCGGAGACUACGGAGGUUGUUGAAUGA